Messenger RNA from Solenopsis invicta (red fire ant), 6875 nucleotides. RefSeq lists its product as uncharacterized. Gene Ontology annotation, cellular component: cytoskeleton. The transcript is spliced from 22 exons. NCBI's taxonomy places the organism in Eukaryota, Metazoa, Arthropoda, Insecta, Hymenoptera, Formicidae. The record is from RefSeq and is a predicted model, not a curated record. The coding region runs from base 826 to 5856 and encodes 1676 amino acids.
GGGCGGGAAAAGAAGAGAGGGCGAAACGGAUAAAGGGUCCUUCCUCUGCGAAUCGCCGGGACGAUCGCGCGAGAAUCGUCAGGACACGAGAAAGAGACAGAUCUACCUCGCUCUGCUCCAUUCUUCUCCUCCCUCUCUUCCUCCCCCUUCUCCUCCUCGCCCCCUCACUCUCACUCCGCUCCGGUACCUGACCUACUUGCGCGCGAGCUGUCAUCCUACGGUCGGUACUAUUCUCCCCGGCUGGCUGGUCGUCGGCCCUUCGGACUCGCCUCGCACUCCUCUCCGCGCGCGGAGAGGCUGCCUGCCUCGCGCGAAUCUUCUUCGCGGAGGAAGAACCGACACAGGCCGGGCCGAAGAGUCGUGAGUAAAGGGUGGACGAAGAGUGGGGAAUCACCGUGGUGAGCGCGUAAAAGCGGAGGCACGACGACGACGAUGAUGACGGUGACAACGACGGCGACGACGACGGCGACGACGUGGACGAAGGGAGGCAAAGGAGAAGAGAGGAAACAAGUUUGAAAACUGGCAUCGCCGGUCGAUCGUCGUCGCACCAGGUGAUUCCCGAGGUCGCAGCGCAAGCCCGAGACCAAUGCCGCGAUCGACGAUGACCGUACGAGCGUGUGAGAUAACGAAAUGGCGAGGAUGAGCAGCCUUUGCUCCCCGAGCGUCGGUAUCGAGUCGAUCCCUCGCAGAAAGAACGCGGUAAUCCGAGGAAGGAAGAAACAUAAGCGCAGGCUACCAGAUGCACUGAGGAUCUUCCGGCAGGAAGCAGAAGUCGGCGGGCAGGAAGAGGCGUCACUGUAAGGUCGUGACGAAUCACGAAGGACGAUGGACGAGAUACGUGGCUCGUCGUCGGCUCGCCGUCUCUCGCAGAUUCUCGAUCCGAUCACGCGGCUCGCCAGCGACUUCAGCUCCAACUCGGCGCCGUGCAGCCCGCGGCUGGGUGCGCGCGUGCAAGAUGCCAGCGGUGGAUCUGCCGCCGUCGGUCAGUCGGGCCAAAUCGCUACAGCCACCGCCGGUGUUCCAUCGUCGUCACGAGCAAGUCCGAGCGGCGUCGGGGCGGCCGGCAGCUCGAAUUCCGGACCCGAUAGCCCGCGAUUGUGGCCGCGACAGUUUCGACAGGCUCCAACGCCACCGCCACGGCCUAGGCACGUCAGCGCCACUGUCACCACCGCUAUCAGCACCGCCAGUACCUCCACCAGUGUUUCCGCGAACAUUAAUAACAACAAUAACAACAAUGCGGGAAGUGACGUCGACGGCGGCGCGCUACCGCCGGUGGUGCACGUGAGAGACUCGCCCUACGUCAAUGUGCCGAAUUUGUUCUUCCACAAGGACAAGAGCUUCGCCGAGACCGCUAGGAGCGCCGGCUACAUCGAGCUUCGCGAAAAGCCCAAGUGCAGCCCGUACGACUUUACGUCCGAGUCGAGCGGUCACGUGGAGUACGCGGAUAAGAGAACGUUCAUCACUCCAGUUCAAUCCGACUUGGCCUACGACGUCGGAAAGGAGCCAGGCAGUCCUCUCUGUAGGGGAAGGUCGAACUAUGAUCCGGGUCCUUCCAGCGGUAGAGGUCACUUCGAUAGGGCGUUCUCGUUCUCCGGCAGGCAACCGCCGGAGCAACUACCGGCCUCACGGAUGUACGAAACGGGCAGAUUGUUCGUCGAUCCGAGAGCCACUGGUGGCAACGUCGACCUGAAGAGGGAGAAGCUGGACGUCAGACCCACUUACAGCACCUCCAAGAGCUUCGACGGGUACACGACGACAGUGGAGGAGCUCAAUUGGCAGGAGAGAUGUCUAGAGUUGCAAUUGGAGCUGCAUAGGAGUAGGAGUCAGGCGACCAGGGUGAGAGACAUGCUCCGAGAAAAGCUCUCGGAGCUCGAGCAGCGGGUGUUGGAGGCGGAGGGUAGGGCGGACGAAGCUGAAGACAAGGUACGGAUGAUGGAGGAGCGGCUAGUGAAGGGUGAGUACUGCCUCAGCACAUCCGGCGUUGGUUCUCCGCCGCAUUCGCUGCCGUCGACCUCCGGUACGCAGAAUGACAAGAUCGAGGAGGUCCAUUGUGCCUGCAUUUCGAAGCUAGAGACUCAGGUCGAGGAACAGAGGCAGUUACGGCUGCAAGACGCCAGGCAAGUGGAAGCGAAAGCCGCGAGGAUAAAGGAAUGGGUCACUAAUAAGUUAAGAGAAUUGGAACAACAAAAUCAACACCUGAGGGAACAGAACAACAAGUGCAACCAGCAACUCGAGUUGUUGCGUAAUCAUAUAACUAAUAUUGGACUCAAACCUCCCGCACCGACGAGAGCGUCGUUGUCCCUCGAAGUGGAUCCCACCUUACGUAUCGAUCGUAGACGAUCGGAGAGCUUGGAGCGUACACCGCAGACGGCACCGGAGUGCGUGCAGAACACCGUGGCGGAACCGCAAACAAGCACAAAGCACCGAAGGCAUUUGUCCGCUUGCGGCACCAUCCAACGAGGAGUCGCGGCCGCCAACAUGGAUUCGAGUCUACUGUCCGAGGAGCUGGCCGCGGCGGUGGAGAACCUGGUGAUGCUGCCAAAUAUAUCCGGUGUUUCGGAGGCGAGUCGAGAUAGCGGAAGCUCGGAAGCGGUACAUGACUACGCUGAGAUAUAUACGCCUAGCCGAGAGGGCAUGAACUGGCUGCAAGGAAGCGGACAAGGUCCUCGUCCACCGACUCCGCCGUUGCACAGGUUUCCCAGCUGGGAGGCGAAAAUAUAUCAGGUAGCGGACGGUGGUCUUGGCAUCGGUCCACCGACAAACGAGGAGUCCGCACCCUCCACGAUGACCACCACGACGAGUUCGUCGAAGCAUUCUCAGGCCACUGGACACAACUUGACAGCGCAUAACUCUCAAGGCUACUGCGAUAUAUCUGUUCCAGUAUACGCUACUGUUAAAGGACGUGCCAGUCAAAUCAGAUCCAUGCCUUUCGGCGACAGUUCUGAUGAUAGUUCGGAUGGCGAGGAACAUCCGAAUCAGACUGAAACUAAUACUAGAAUUACCAAUAGUUCGUCCGACAAUACAGAUUCCUCUCUCGGUAGCGGAAGCAGUCCCUCGAAAAGUAUCAAAACAACCAGUAGCCUCAGUCCUGCGAAAAGAAGUUCUAGCGGAUCUCCGAGUAAAAGCGUAAAACGUGAUACUUCUCUCGAGUCAGGACUAUCCGAGGAUUACGCAAUACCUCCAGAUGCACUAAGUUCGACAUCUCUAGAAUCUAGCAUGCCUAGCCUCCUAAUGCGCGUCUCUGGCGAAAGUCCAAAGAGGCAGGAAUCGCUGGAGAAAACGGGUCAUCUGGCGAAAUUAGGCGGCAAGUUAAAAACUUGGCGGAAACGAUGGUUCGUGUUGAAAAACGGUGUAUUAACGUAUUGGAAGAGUCAAAAUGACGUCAAUCGAAAACCUCAAGGCCAAAUAAUUUUGGACGAAGUGUGCAGGAUCAAUAGAGCUGAAGGAGCUGCUACGUUCGAAAUAGCCACAGGAAAGAAGACUUAUUAUUUGACUGCGGACUGCAUUGCCACGAUGGAAGAUUGGAUAAGGGUGUUGCAGAACGUGCAGAGGCGAAAUGCAACGAAACUCUUGCUCAGUAGAGAGGAUAAUAAACCAACGAUACAAGGAUGGUUAACAAAAGUGAAAAACGGUCAUGCAAAAAAGUGUUGGUGCGUGCUUAUCGGCAAGAUGUUCCUUUACUUUAAGUGCCCCAGUGAUACGAAUCCUAUCGGCCAAAUUAAUAUGAGAGACGCUCGAGUAGAAGAGGUAGAACAUGUUUCGGACAGCGAUAGCGAGGAGAGAGACGCCGAGUGUCCACAUGAGAGAACAAUCGGCAUCUUCCCCACGCAUCAAGGUCCAACUUAUCUACUGAUGCCAUAUAAGCAGGACAAGGACAAUUGGCUGUACCACUUGACAGUGGUGUCGGGUGGUGGACCAAGCGCGGGCACACAAUAUGAGCAACUGGUGCAGAGACUGAUGGAAACCGACGGUGAUUCCAGCUGCGUGCUGUGGCGGCAUCCUCUGCUGCUACACACGAAAGAAAGCAUUACGAGUCCGCUGACAAGUCUGACCUCUGAAUCCCUGCAAACUGAAGCUAUAAAGCUUUUCAAGGUCUGUCAGCUGUUUAUGUCGGUGGCAGUAGAACAAGCAGGUAUCGACUACCAUGUGGUUCUAGCGCAAAACGCAUUACAACAAUGCCUAGACCAACCUGAACUUCAGUCUGAAUUUAUUUGCGCAUUGGUAAAGCAGACAAGUCGUCACACGCAACACCGUUUGGGCGUACAGGUAAAAAAGGCCGCCAGACUUGUGUCACUGGGUACUGCGCGCGUUCAGCUCCUCCUCUGCGCCACGCAAUCGCUCUUCACCUGCGAUACGCAAAGUCCCGCGGCAAAUGGCAGCGGUGAAAAUGCGGACGCGCAAUCGACGGCCUCGACUUCUCACAGUCCUCCGCUCACGCAGGGCCAUUCGACUUCGACUAUCUUGGACUGCAAAACUAAUCCCGCGCAGUAUGUGCUUAUCCAGGGAUGGCAGCUCUUGGCGCUCGCCGUUUCCCUCUUUCUGCCCAAAAACAAUCGGCUACUAUGGUACCUGAAACUGCACCUGCAGAGAAACGCUGACAGCAAAACGGAGUGCGGCAAGUAUGCUGCUUACUGCGAGAGAGCCUUGGAGAGAACAUUGCAGAACGGCGGUAGAGAAGUGAAACCGUCGAGAAUGGAAGUACUGUCGAUACUGAUGAAAAAUCCGUACCAUCAUUCAUUGCCGCAUGCCAUACCAGUUCACUUUCUGAACGGCACCUAUCAGGUCGUCAGCUUCGACGGUAGUACUACGAUAGAGGAAUUUCUAAAUACUUUGAAUCAGGAGAUCGGCUGCAGGGACGUUCAUCAAUCCGGCUUCACGCUAUUCAGCGAUGACCCAAUCGAGAAGGAUCUGGAGCAUUUCAUUGAUCCAGAAGCGAAGCUAUGUGACAUUAUCUCAAAAUGGGAAACAGCGUUACGAGAAAAAGGCUCGGGAAAAUUCGAGAAUACCAGAGUGAUACAAUUAACAUACAAAUCUCGUUGCUAUUGGCGGCAAGCUGCUAAAAUGGAAACGGACAAGGAAAGGCUUUUGCUGUGUUACCAAGUGAAUCAACAAGUUGUGCAAGGAAAGUUUCCGUUAAAUCGUGAACUUGCUUUCGAACUAGCAUCGUUGAUGGCACAGAUUGAUUUUGGAGAAUACAACAAUGAUAAAGCGCGCGGCAGCGGUCCCGGAAACAAUCCACAUCAUCUCGUACUUCAAGCUCUGGACAAAUUUUAUCCAAUACGCUAUCGAGCCAACAUUACCGCCGAUCAAUUGAGGGAAUUGCAAGAGAAGUUGCAGGAAAAGUGGAUUGCGUUAAAAGGACGUAGCGUAGUGGACUGUGUUCGUAUAUAUCUCACAUGCACCAGAAAGUGGCCUUUUUUCGGAGCUACCUUGUAUCAAGCAAAGCUGAAACAAACUGAUCCCGUGACGGUCUGGAUAGCAGUUUCCGAAGAUAGUGUAACGUUGCUUGAAUUGCAAACGAUGGCUGUCAUGUGUCGGUAUAAUUAUGCGAACAUAGUGACGUUUGGCGGUUGUUUAGAUGAUUUUAUGCUCGUUGCUUGCCCAGAUGAAGGUGCAGCCGAACAGAAACUGCUCUUUGCACUCUCCAAACCCAAAAUUUUAGAGAUAACGUUACUGAUCGCCGACUAUAUGAACGCACUGGGCCACGCACUACCGGGUACUCCACAAAUGAAUACUCUAACACGCAAUGGAUCACAUCGGUCUAUCAAAUCCACUUUGAGACCUGCGACUGGUUCAAGCUGUCUUCCAACUCAACCUGAUAUAUUGAAAUCUACGCCAGAUCACCAAAGACCUUAAUAAAAAGGCUGGUUACAUUAAUUUUUUGGAAACAAUGGAGAAUAUAUUUCUUGAAUGCGCACGGAGAUCUGAUUACAAUGCAUAUUUUCUGUUGCCCUUUGUAUCAUAUAAAGGCAGCGUAACAGUGCAGUAUUAGUAUCGUACACUGCGAUGUGCGGUGCAUCGUCUUUUUUUCUGCGCAGUCAAAACGCAGUCGCAGACAUGAAUCACGUUUAUGUUUAUGUCGUAUGUGCAUGUAAAUUAGUAUCGACGCUUGUAAGAACGUAUCUGUGUAAAUAACUUAACAAUGAGCGCAAGAACCACGAAUAAUCUUGUUGGUGGUUUAAGGAUCGGCUGAAAUCGAAUCGAAUCGAUAUGUAACACUGCCUAAUUAACGUGUGCGAUUACACAUCGAAUAGUUUCAUCCCGCGGCUGAGACUUUUGCUACGUAUUUAUAUAUCAAAAACACAAAAUAGAAAUGAAGAAGGACGCGUAAAGUAUUUCGUAAUAGUGAUGUACUCACCGUAUCGUGUAUAUAUUAAUCAAAGUUAUUAAAUGUUUAGGAGUAUAUCUCGAAAGACACACAGCGAUGCGUUCUUUCCCAAUUUUGUCGAGUGAAUACCUCUGCAUGAAUGUUAUCGCUAUGUAAUAUAUGAUAUAUUUCGUAACGCAAUUCUUUCUAAUUCUAUCAGUUUUUGUUGUUUAUUUUUAUCGGAUAAAAAUCAAUUUCACUUAAAUUUAUUAUAUUAAAAUAAAUUAAUUUUUGUUAUAGAUUUUAUAUUUAAAUUUAAUUGAAAUUGAGAGUUUAGAUUUAAUCCAGAUCUGAGUCGUGUGGGAGAAUUUAAAUUUAAUUGAAAAAUUGUAUAUUUCAUAAUUUGAAUUUAUUUAAGUUUAAAUUCGAUUUUGUGAUAUAUUCGGGCAAGAAAGAAAAAUCUAAAUCAAGAGAGAAAAGACGAAGAUAAUUUUAUUUCAACAGGCACAUAUUACAAUAUAGUAAAUGGACCUAGUAAACGGAAGCAUCAUAUUCCGUUUACUGAUAA